Cricetulus griseus (Chinese hamster) is the source of this 1960-nucleotide messenger RNA. Lineage: Eukaryota; Metazoa; Chordata; Mammalia; Rodentia; Cricetidae. The record is from RefSeq and is a predicted model, not a curated record.
AUGGAUCCUGAAGAUUAUAGUGACCAUAACUUUAAGGCGUGCGGCGGGUGGGGGACCCUGGUGAACCCCACGGGGCUUGCACUGUGCCCCAAGACCGGACGGGUGGUGGUCGUGCACGACGGUAAGAGGCGGGUCAAGAUCUUUGACUCCGGAGGAGGAGGUGCACACCAGUUUGGAGAGAAGGGAGACGCAGCGCAUGACGUGAAGUACCCACUGGAUGUCGCCGUCACCAACGACUGCCACGUGGUUGUCACCGACGCUGGCGACCGCUCCCUCAAAGUGUUUGAUUUCUUCGGCCAAAUCAAGCUGGUUGUGGGAAAACAGUUUUCCCUGCCUUGGGGUGUGGAGAUCACCCCUCAGAAUCUGGCCCUGGUGACCGACGCAGAGGCAGGGACCUUGCACCUGCUGGAAGUAGAUUUCCCCGAAGGGGUCCUUCGGAGGAUCGAGAGGUUGCAAGCUCAGCUUUGCAAUCCCCGUGGGGUGGCUGUGUCUUGGCUCACCGGGGCCAUCGCGAUCCUAGAACACCCCUGGCCCUUGGGGACAGCAGGUGACAACACAAGGGUGAAGGUGUUCAACUCCACCAUGCAGCUGAUUGGCCAGGUGGAUAGCUUCGGGCUGAACCUCCUCUUUCCUUCUAAAAUAACUAUCUCAGCUGUAGCCUUCGAUCACCAGGGAAAUGUGAUUGUAGCAGACACCUCUGGGCCAGCCAUCAUUUGCUUGGGGAAACCCGAGGAGUUUCCAGCCCUGAAGCCCAUGGUCACUCAUGGUCUUUCUCGUCCUGUGGCCCUGGUCUUCACCAAGGAGAAUUCUCUUCUUGUGCUGGACACUGCAUCCCACACUAUAAAAAUCUUUAAAGUGAUGGAGGGUAACGGAGGGUGAUGGGAUCUGAGGCCUGGUGUCAUCAGGAGUGAAUUGCACCCUGGAUGAGUCACCAUCACUCAUUCGCCCAGGCAGGAAUAAUGGUAACUGCUUGACAGAAGUGUUGGGUGUGAGGCAGUUAUAAAGGACUACUCAUUAGACUUGUCAUUUAGUGGAUGCCUAGUCCCAAUGUUAAGGAAUUUGCAGAUCUUAGUUCAUUUGCCCCUUAACACACAGCGAUGUGAUUUCUAUUAUUAGUCCCAUUUUAGAGACGAGAAAGCAGAUCCAGAGAAUUUAAUAUGAUAUUUUUUCGAGGCAUAUUUACUGGGACAGUCACAAUUAAACUCAAUUCUGACUCCAAAUCCCUUGCUCUUAAAUAUGAUGCCAGAUGUUUUUUUUUUUUAAAAAAAAGUGAGCAUGUCUUAGAUAUGCUCUCCCUACAAGUAACUCAAUAACUGGUUGUGUGCACGAAGAAAGGGGUCUCCAUGGAGUUCUCAGGAGAAAAAGGAUUCUGUGUGGGUGUCAUCUGGGAGCCCUCCCCAAUGGCAGAGUAGAUGGAUCGUUACCAAUACCAAGAAACACAGUUGAGCUCUUUCCUUAUAAGGCAAAGGUUGCUUGGUUGGUAGUGUAUGCCAAUAAUCUCAGCACUCUGGAAGGUCUGGAGUUCGAUCCUAUCUACAGCUACCUAGUUUGAAGCUUGUGCUACAUGACAAUGUUUUUUGUUUGCUUGUUUUGUUUUGUAAAUUGGUGUCAGCGUUUCCUCCUCCACAGGCACAGGGGGACAUCCCUGAGUGAUGGUCUGAGCAAAACCUGUAGAGCCACUGUCUGCUAGUGGCAUGGACAGAUGAGACUUCUGUUAGGAGAUGUCGCCCCGACAUAUUCGUGGCAGGAAUGAAUUUGUUUACUGUGUGGUAAUCUGUGCCGCCUAAUGUGCUUUGUGAUGAAAGUUUUCUCUGUGCACUUUGAAAUGGGAGUCAAACACUGUCUAGUCAAUAAACAGUUAGUUCCCUUGUCAUUUUAGAGCUCUGUAAACAUGUCUUGCACUGAAGCAUAACCUUGGCCCACAUAAGGGCUCCUUAAUGCUGCAAUUAAGGAAAGGAAU